This is a messenger RNA of Panonychus citri (citrus red mite), 1970 nucleotides long. RefSeq names its product synapse-associated protein 1-like (gene Sap47). The record is from RefSeq and is a predicted model, not a curated record. NCBI's taxonomy places the organism in Eukaryota, Metazoa, Arthropoda, Arachnida, Trombidiformes, Tetranychidae. Bases 128 to 1009 code for a protein of 293 amino acids. Gene Ontology annotation, cellular component: cytoplasm. The transcript is spliced from 7 exons.
GUUACAUAAACUCUCACAGUUAUUGAUUCAAUAUUGUUGUUAUUUGUCAUUAGAAGAAAACAAUUGUCUGUUUCAUUAUUUCAACUUAUUGUUGUUGUUAAUUAAAGAAUUGACAAUUUAAUCUAUCAUGGAUUUUGUGUCAAAUAUCUUGAAGAAAACUCCAUUUAAAUCAGAAUCAUCUGAGGAUCGGGAAAAACCUCCUGAAGAAGAAAAUCAAAGUGAACCAGAAAAGAAACAAGAUGAUUCUGCUUCUGCAUCAUCUCCUGGAGGUGAUGAUGCUACAGGAGACAAGUUAACUCUAUCGGAGCAAGUUUCAAGCAAAGCCAUGGAUUCUGCAAAAAGCAUUGGAAAUUUCCUUUUCAACGUAGCCAACAAAGCAGGACAAACAGUUACCGCAACAGCGACUAAACUCAAGCAAACAGUUGAGCACAAUAGUUUACUAGCUGAUUUCACAAAGGAACAGCAGGAAUUUAUUAAGGAACAUGGUGGAAACAUUGAAGUUGGUGAACCUCCUUGGAUUGGAUGUGAACAGGAAGAGGAGGUGAAAACUCAAAUCAUUUCUCUCUCCCAGGACAAACGUAAUUUUGUCCGAAGUCCUCCUAGUGGUGUUCAAUUUGAUUUCGAUAUGCAACAAAUGUUACCUGUUACUUUAGCAAUUCUCAAACAUGAUCCUAACCUUGAGAAGAUGCGAUUUGAUUUGGUACCUAAAUUAGUCAACGAAGAAACUUUCUGGAGAAACUAUUUUUACAGAGUCUCUUUGAUCAAACAGUCAACCUCACUUUCCAAUAUGAAUAAAGGAUGCAAGGGAUGGGCUUCCAGUUCAAGCUCAUCAGCUGAAGGUCCAGAUGAACCAAGUCCAACGAACCCGGAGCCCGAGUUUAUCAGUGACUCUAUUCAAGGUUCAGUCAGCGAAGAAGAUCUUAAAAGUGGAAUGCGACAAUUAGGAGUUGGUCGAGGCUCUGUUAGCAAAGACAGAACCGAUUCAACAUCAGCCCAAGAUGACAAUUGAGAUCUUGAUGGCAACAAUUUCUACAAACACUGGGAAGAUGAAAUCAACAAAGAUCUGCAAGAAUUUGAGGUUGUUGGAAAAGAUGAUAACGGUGGACUGGAUGACGAUCUCGAAAAAGAUUUGGCCCAGUUAUAAAUGAUCCAAGCAACAAUUAAAGAAAACGUUUAUUAAAUCAAUCAUGAUAUAAAUAUAUAAUUUAAAACAAUAUACCUCCUGAAAAUAUGAAAAAAAAAAAAUACUGUGUGAUAUCAACGAUAUAAAUUCAUACAAACUCAUCAAUUCCAAUCAUUUGCUGAGUAAAAAGGAUUGUCACCAUCAUGAAAGAAAUUGUCUCAGGAAACGGAAGGACAAGAAAUUGAUUGGAAAUUGACCAAACUGAGGAAAGCACAUAAACAGAACACAUUAAUUGUCAACUCCACAAUCUAAUUAUAAAGAAACACACGAAGAAUUUUAUCCUAACCAUUGAUUGUUUGGAUAUUCUAUUUAUGGUUUUACUCUCUCAUUUUCCUCAGAACCAUAAUUACUAUUUCCUUUCCUCUACAUGAUGUUUAUACUUUUCUUUUUUCUGUCAUUCCUUAAUUUCUCAUUCAGAGUUUUAAAACUAAAUUGUGUUUAGUUGAUGAAAGAAAUAGUUCAUUUUUCACCAAUAUUAUUAUUGUCACUACUCGUCAACAUCAGAUCUUGUUAAUCAAAUUAACUAAUAAUAAUUUCAUCAACUAUGGAUGAUAAUCAUUAUUAACAUUUGAUCUUAAACUAACUAUGGUUAAAAUGUUGGAUUAUUCAACUGUUACAAUCAACAACUAUUAGAAUGAUAAUUGAUUAGUUUUGAUUUUCUUUUCUGUAUUUUUAUUUAUGUUCACAAUUAUUUCAUCGUUUUUUGUUAAUUGAUUUUUAAAAUUUUUCCCUCUUUAACUAAUUUAACUAAACUUUAACUUUCCUCUCUUGAUAAUCAUUUAAAUUA